Molecule: messenger RNA, 1946 nt
Organism: Daucus carota subsp. sativus
Lineage: Eukaryota; Viridiplantae; Streptophyta; Magnoliopsida; Apiales; Apiaceae
Product: protein ENDOSPERM DEFECTIVE 1
Exons: 6
Coding region: 103-1623 (506 amino acids)
Biological process (GO): spindle assembly; centrosome cycle
Cellular component (GO): cytoplasm; nuclear microtubule; centrosome
Molecular function (GO): microtubule binding
Source: RefSeq, a predicted model, not a curated record
UUGGGUCUUGUCUCUGUUUAAUUACUCAUAUAUCUUUUCAUUCUUACAACGCACCCUAUUAUUGAAUCCUCAAAUUCCCAAUCAUUUUCAAGAGUUUGUAAAAUGAGCGAACCGAUGUCUACUCCAGCCGCCGCUCCUCCGCCACAAGACGCCGUGGCUCCACCGACUAAUCGAAGGCCUAGAGUGCGAGAAGUCAGCUCUAGAUUUAUGAACGCGACUCCUGUACCAAGCGGCGAACAUCCUGCAUUACAACAGCAGCCUCACAAGACACCGAAACACAGCGUUUCGACGCCAAUGCCAGCGCAAAAGAUGCAGCGAUCGAAGACGGAUAAUCCACACCAUCAGGAGACGCUGAUUCGGAGAAGCUACUCGGAUUCACCUUUUACAUUGCAUAAUUACAAUAAAGUUCCGCCUCCGAGGCCUCGUGGUGCUUCGACUAGAUUAGUGUUUAAGGAGAAUAAAGGAGUGAGAUCUGAAGGAAGUGAUAAUGAUGAUUGUGAUGCUGUUCCGCAAUUGAGGAUGGUGAGAUCGUCGUCUUCGAGGCCGGAUACUCCAGCUACUCAGAGAAUUGUGCCUUCGCGGUUUAGGCAAAGUGGUAACACCAAUUUGAUGCACGCUUCUGCGGCUGCAAAGUUGCUGCAAUCGAGUGGAUUGUCGUUUUCAUCGGCGCCUCAGGAGCAUUUAGGGGAUGCUAAAGCUACUGAAGAUGAUGAGGAUGGAUGUACUUCGAAGUCGUGCCCUAAUUCUCCGCUUCCCAUUCAGAACAACAGUUUGCAGUGGAAUUCAGAUGUGCGUUCUUCGAUGCCAGAGAGGACUUGUUUUGGCUCCACUAAUGGCGGUGAAUCUCAAUUGAGUUCGAAGCUCUCUUCGGCCUCCCCAUGCUCUCGAUCACUCAAUUUGCUGAAUUCUUCUGUUAAGGCCAUGGGGUUCAAUCUCUCUUUGCCGCCUCCUCAUCCUAUGCCUCUCACGAAACAAGGAGAUGUUGCAAGGAAGGGGAGAAAGCUAUCGAAUCGUGAAGAGCAAGUGCAUUCCUUGAAAAUGCUUCAUAACCAUUACUUGCAGUGGAUCUUUGUAAAUGCUAAAUCGCAAGCCUCUUUUCAUGCUCAAACAAGGGACGCAGAGGGAAAGCUUUACUCUCUUGGAGCCAAAAUAUCAGAUUUGUCCGCUGUUGUGAGAAGGAAACGGAUGGAACUUGAGUACUUGAAAAGAAUAAAGACUCUAACCACCAUAGUCGAAAAUCAAAUCCCGUACUUGGAUGAAUGGUCUGCUUUGGAGGAGGAGCACUCUAGUUCUUUGUCAGGGACAUCUCAAGCUCUAAUCAACUCAGUGGUUCGUCUUCCGCUAGGUGGAAAUGUUCAGGCUGAUACGAAAGAAGUAGGGGAAGCUUUAACUUCUGCUAUGAAGGUUAUGGAAACGAUAUAUGUGCAAGUUCAAAAAUUCCUCCCCAAGGCCAGUGAAAUGGAUACUUUGAGCUCAGAGUUGGCCAGAUCAGUAGCUGGAGAAAGAGUUCUUAUUGACGAAUGUGGAGAUCUUUUGUUGAAGACAUAUACAUCACAGGUGGAAGAUUGUAGUUUAAGAGGACAUUUGAUGCAAUUAAAGAAGAGCAACUUGAUACUACAGUAAUUUAUGCACCAAUGUACAGCAGGCAAUUUGGGGAUGACACCAUCAAAGAGUUGACAUAAUAAUUGCAGAAACGAGAGUCUCUUGCUGAAUAAUCAGAUAUAGAAUAGAUUAUCUUGUUGAUACCCUCUAAAAAUGUGUGACCAAUUUUGGUUCCCAUAGCAAGAGUCAGAUUAUAUGGCCUUAUGCGCAUACCUGAUCUUUAUAAUGGAUUUGUAAUGCUUUGUUGUACAAUCAUGGGGUAGGCAUACUACAAUUCAACUGGGGCGCUAAAAUCCGACAAAACUUGAAAUCCGACUUAGAAAAAUAUAAAUUAAAGUUGUUGA